Messenger RNA from Archocentrus centrarchus (flier cichlid), 1500 nucleotides. RefSeq names its product sialic acid-binding Ig-like lectin 14. The transcript is spliced from 9 exons. Bases 1 to 1500 code for a protein of 499 amino acids. The record is from RefSeq and is a predicted model, not a curated record. NCBI's taxonomy places the organism in Eukaryota, Metazoa, Chordata, Actinopteri, Cichliformes, Cichlidae.
AUGGAUACUUUACAGGGGCUUCAUUUUUUCCUGUACAUUUACUUAAAAGUUACUCAAACAGAAGCAUCAUCUUGGACUAUUGAUGUGCCAUCCACAGUCAAAGGUCUAGCUGGCUCAUGUGUGGUGAUCCCCUGCUCUUUUAACUACCCGGAUCCACGAGGGAAGGCAAAAAGCUUCACAGGGAUUUGGAGGACUACUGAAGGAGUUCAAGUCCUCUAUCAUCAAGCUGAGUCUAAAACUCCGGAGCAGCAUCAGAGUCGAACAAGAUUUCUGGGAGACAUCAGUGAGAAGAACUGCUCUCUGAUGAUUGACAGUCUUCAACAAAAUGACCGAGGUCCUUUUUAUUUCAGGAUUGAAAUUGGAGGUUAUGACAGUGCUUCAUACGCAAAAAACAAAGUCUCCAUUUCAAUGAUUAGUGAACCAAACCCCAUUGACUUCUCUGUGCGAGAGGAGGUAAAGGAGGGUCAAACUGUGUCUGUAUCCUGCUCUGUGUCUCACUCCUGCCCCAAAUAUCCACCUGCUUUCCACUGGAGUCACUCUGGAGAGCAGCGUUUUCAAGCACAGCAGCUUCAAAAUGGCCAGUGGAUGGCAACAUCUACUUUGACCUUUCACCCAAACCACACUGAUCACAACAAACCUUUACAAUGCAAAGUGACAUACCGCGGGGGAAAGCACCAGGAAACAUCCAAGACCCUUAAAGUAAAAUAUGCUCCAGUGAAUGUGAAGGUUGAGUAUCAGUCAGAUGUAAAUGAGGGAGAAACUGUGAACCUGAAGUGCUCCAGUGAUGCUAACCCUGUCAGCAGCUAUGAGUGGCACAGUGAAACUGCUGCUCUGCUGUACAAGGGACAAAACUACACAAUGUUAAAUGUCUCCAGACACUCAGUAGAGGCCCUGUACUGCACUGCUAUCAACAAGGAAGGACGAGCCAGAUCAAGCCUCGUGCAGCUCAGUGUGUUAUAUGCCCCUGACAUUAAGACUUCCUCUAAGUGCUCUUCAUAUGACGGCAUUAUAAAGUGUGAGUGCAUCGUAGAGUCUAAGCCUCCCAGCAUGGUUCACUUUGUUCUUGCUGACAGAGUCCUGCAAAGCACCAAAGUAGAAAAACAUGGCUCUGUUAUCACUGGGACUCUGCAGACAGACUUUGGAUCCUUCAAGCUCGUUCACUGCCUGUCAAACAACACACUGGGAAAUGCUAACCUCACACUCUCUUUACCUGUUAAUGACAACAUGCACCUUAUUUUUAUCACAUCUGGAGCAGGUGUGAGUUUGCUGAUUAUUUUGACAGCCACCAUAGUGGGAGUUGUUAAAAUAUGCAGGGGGCGAUCAGGAGGUGCAUCAACAUCUGACUUUAGCACCAUGAAAACACACAGACAUGUGGAGUUUCCUCAUUAUACCCCAACAAAAAGGAAAGAGGAUGAGGAUGCCCAUGGCAAUGACAUUUACACCAAUAAUAAUGUAUAUGGCAAUACUGACGGGGAUGAGUCAAUAUAUGCCAAUGUGUAA